AUGUGUGGCAUCUACUGCUGCUACAACCGCAAGGAGGGCGACGUCGCCGCCUUCCGCCCCCGUGCCAUCGCAUGCUCCAAGAAGCAGCGUCACCGUGGCCCCGACUGGUCGGGCUGCUACAUGGCCAAGGACUCGCUCCUCGUCCACGAGCGUCUCGCCAUUGUUGGUGUUGACACCGGUGCCCAGCCCCUCGUCUCGGACGAUGAGCAGGUCAUCCUCGCCGUCAACGGUGAGAUCUACAACCACCUCGACCUCCGCAAGAGCCUCAAGAACCCUCCCCAGUUCAAGACCCACUCGGACUGUGAGGUGAUCAUGUACCUCUACAAGGAGCACGGCACCGACAUGUGCAACAUGCUCGACGGCAUGUUCUCGUUCGUCCUCCUCGACACCUCGGUCACCCCCUCGCGCCUCGUUGCCGCCCGUGACCCCAUUGGUAUCACCACUUUGUACAUGGGCUGGCACUCGUCGGCUCCCGAGACUCUGUACUUUGCCUCGGAGCUCAAGUGCAUUGAGGAGGAGUGUGACAACCUCCAGGCCUUCCCUCCCGGACACUUUUACGACUCGGACAAGAAGGAGUUUACCCGCUACUACAACCCCACUUGGUGGAACACUGACCAGGACCCCACCCCUCCUACCAACCCCGCCGACCUCACCGCUAUCCGCGAGACCCUCGAGAUGGCCGUGCGCAAGCGUCUCAUGUCCGAGGUUCCUUACGGUGUCCUCCUCUCGGGUGGUCUCGACUCGUCGCUCAUUGCCUCGAUCGCUGCCCGUGAGACCGACAAGCUCGCCGAGGAGCAGGAGCGCCGCCGCAAGGCUCACCGCGAGGCCCAGGCCAAGGGCGAGACCAUCACCGACGACGCUCCCCUCGCUUCGUGGCCCCAGCUCCACUCGUUCGCCGUCGGUCUCGAGGGCGCCCCCGACCUGAUCGCCGCCCGCAAGGCCGCUGACAUGCUCGGUACGGUCCACCACGAGUACCACUUUACCGUCCAGGAGGGUCUUGACGCCAUCGACGAGGUCAUCUACCACCUCGAGACCUUUGACGUCACCACUGUCCGUGCCUCGACCCCCAUGUACCUGCUCUCGCGCAAGAUCAAGGCCAUGGGUGUCAAGAUGGUCCUCUCGGGCGAGGGUUCCGACGAGAUCUUUGGUGGCUACCUCUACUUCCACGCCGCCCCCAACCCCAAGGACUUCCACGACGAGUGUGUCAAGCGUGUCAAGAACCUCCACACCGCCGACUGCCUCCGCGCCAACAAGUCGACCAUGGCUUGGGGUCUCGAGGCCCGUGUCCCCUUCCUGGACAAGAAGUUCCUCGAGGUCGCCAUGAACACUGACCCCGCUUCCAAGAUGUUCUCCAAGGGUUCCGAGCAGAAGACCGACGCCGACGGCCGCCCCAUCAUGGAGAAGUACAUUCUCCGCAAGGCGUUCGACUGCUCGCCCGACGGCAAGGCAUACCUCCCGGACUCUAUCCUCUGGCGCCAGAAGGAGCAGUUCUCGGACGGUGUCGGCUACUCGUGGAUUGACGGCAUGAAGGAGCACUCGGCCAAGAUCGUCUCGGACGAGGACUUUGCCAAGCGCGCCGAGCGCUGGCCCGAGAGCACUCCCGACACCAAGGAGGCUUACUGGAUCCGUGACCUCUUCGAGGGCCACUUCCCUACCGACGCCGCCGCCAAGACUGCUGUUCGCUGGGUUCCGAAGCAAGAAUGGGGAGUUAGUGCGGACCCUUCGGGCCGUGCGGUCGCUAUCCAUACUGCUGCGUACGAAGAGAAGGCGUAA
This is a messenger RNA of Apiotrichum porosum, 1773 nucleotides long. RefSeq names its product asparagine synthetase (gene ASN1). Lineage: Eukaryota; Fungi; Basidiomycota; Tremellomycetes; Trichosporonales; Trichosporonaceae. The record is from RefSeq and is a predicted model, not a curated record. The transcript has 3 exons. Gene Ontology annotation, cellular component: cytosol. The coding region runs from base 1 to 1773 and encodes 590 amino acids. Gene Ontology annotation, molecular function: asparagine synthase (glutamine-hydrolyzing) activity.